AUGUCCGAAACAACUGUUGCAGAAAGAAAGUCUAUUGAACAAAUUGUUCAUGUUUCGAUCGAUGCGCAGAUUGAGAAUCUUGUGAGAUCCCAUAAGGACUUAAACAUUACCAGGGCUGUUAAAGCUCCAAGUUUGGCUACUGGUGCUGAUCCAGAAGGUGUGAAGCUUCUUCCUAAGAGCUCCAAAAAAAGGUUGGAGAACGAUCACAUCGAUCUUUCCAAAGGUUAUCCAGAAAUUCCUGAUAGAUCUGAAAUUCCUGUUUUUGUUGAUCAGGCACAUGCUAUUCGAGACUAUGACAUGCCUUAUAUCGAAAGAGGUAAGAAUGCCGAUCCCGAGAAAAAGGCAUUGCUCAGUGCAGCUAAAGAGGUUAAAGAUCUUACCACCCAUAUUGGCACGGUGAUUGUUGGUUUACAGUUGGCUGAUUUGACUGAUAAGCAGAAGGAUGAAUUGGCUCUCUUGAUUGAAGAAAGAGGUGUUGUCUUCUUCAAAAACCAGAAGUUGCCUCCAAGAAAGCAGAGAGAGUUGGGUGAAUACUGGGGCAAUCUUGAAGUUCAUCCUCAGACACCGCACGUUCCUGGAUUACCUGGUGAAACCGUGAUUUGGAAUGAUUACUUGCAAAAGAGAGGUAUGAAUAUAAAUUUCAAAAAUUGCAAUUAUGGCAAUUUCGAUAUUGUCAGAUAUGGCUCGGUCGGUAACCAAGUCUGGCACACUGAUUUAGUUCACGAAAGGCAACCUGCCGGUAUUACUCAUCUUCAUCUAGAUGCAAUUCCAGAAGUUGGGGGCGAUACUAUCUGGGCUUCCGGAUAUGCUGCCUAUGAUAAGUUGUCUGAAGAGAUGAAGAAGUUUUUGGAUGGUAAAAAAGUUGUUGUCGUGUCUUAUCAUAAAUAUCUUGACAGAAAGGAUCCGUUUGGUGAACCCAAACCAGUCGGGAGAAUUCAUCCAUUAGUUAGAACUCAUCCUGCAACUGGAUGGAAGUUCUUGUUUGUUAACCGUUCCAUGACCAAAAGAAUCGUUGGCUUGACACCUGUAGAAUCAGAUGUCAUUUUGAACUACUUAUUUGAUGUCUACGAGAAGAAUGUCGACAUUCAGGUGAGAUUUAACUGGAAAUCGGAUCCUGGCUAUGGUACUUCUGCUAUCUGGGAUAACAGAUCAACUCAACACAGGACGAUUUGGGAUCAUGAAGGUCGCAUUUCCAGACAUGGAACUAGGGUUACAUCUUUGGCUGAAAUUCCAUACUUUGACCCUAAAUCAAGGUCUCAAAGAGAGGCACUUGGAUUGCCUAUUACAAAAGAAGCUUGA
Molecule: messenger RNA, 1299 nt
Organism: Brettanomyces nanus
Lineage: Eukaryota; Fungi; Ascomycota; Pichiomycetes; Pichiales; Pichiaceae
Exons: 1
Coding region: 1-1299 (432 amino acids)
Cellular component (GO): cytoplasm
Molecular function (GO): 2-oxoglutarate-dependent dioxygenase activity
Source: RefSeq, a predicted model, not a curated record